Messenger RNA from Blepharisma stoltei, 1065 nucleotides. The record is from the annotation of a GenBank genome assembly. Lineage: Eukaryota; Ciliophora; Heterotrichea; Heterotrichida; Blepharismidae.
AUGGAACGCGAGCUGAACCGAAAAGUAAAAGAAAUUCAGGAAAAAGAACGGUCAAGUCAGCUGAAAAUAACGCUAGCGAAUAUGGCGCCUAGAAUAAAUUAUACCAGUCUUUUCAGUAUUAAAUAUGCAGGAAUCAAAAUUAAUAAUUCACAACAUGCUAAGCCAGAAAGCGGAGAAGCCAGCGAGCAGAUGAACCGUGAGAAAGCCAUGCUAAGAGUUAUUUACCAGAAAGAUAACGAUAUCCCAGUGGUUCCUAGAGACCCUGCUCAGCAAAACAAUAAUGCUUUUUACAAUAAUGAUAUCCAAAUUAUACCUUUAUUCAAAGUAAAAACUAAAUAGCCUGGUUCUUACCCUCCUGCGAUAAUUGAUUUAGGUACACAAAUAGGAGGGAAUGAAUAUUUUAAUCCAUAUGUGCAGCCUCCUCCAGCACAGCCAGUUCCUUCUUAUCCUGGAGCGUCGCUGUUUAACAUUCCUUUGCUACCUCCGAUGCCUCCAGCGCCUCCAAGCUCAAUGCCAAAUAUUUCUACACAUAUGAUGCAUCCUCCUAUGAUGCCUCAACCACAGCCUAUGAUGCCUCAGUCACAACCUUUAAUUCCUCAGUCACAACUGAUGAUGCCUCAGGCACAGAUGCCUGGAAGACCUAUGAUGGCACCUAUGUCUGGGCAGCCUACAAUUAUUCCUAUGCAGCCAAUAAUGCCACAAAUGCAGCCGAUUCCUCCUCAGCCAGUUUUUAAUCAAAUGCCAGGAAUGAGCCCUGUAGAUCCAUAUAACUUGUUUUCUUCACAAAAAAGAGUUUUGUUUAAUCCUAUCACUAAAAAACCACAAAAUUACAGAACGGUGCCAUGCAAAAAGUUUCAUUCUGGUGAAGGUUGUGAAAGAGGAGAUAACUGCCAUUUUAUACAUGAUUUUCAAUAUCAAGGCAGGCCAAUCCCGAAUUUUCAAGAAUGGAAGAACUCAAAUCCUGUGAGACAGAAAAAUUUGCAGUCACAGCAAUUUGGACUUGGGGUAGCGACUUAUUAUCCUCCGACUGGAGCUGAGCCUCAUCAUUUUCAAGAUCAGAAAUAA